This is a messenger RNA of Hypoxylon fragiforme, 1669 nucleotides long. RefSeq lists its product as uncharacterized. NCBI's taxonomy places the organism in Eukaryota, Fungi, Ascomycota, Sordariomycetes, Xylariales, Hypoxylaceae. The coding region runs from base 101 to 1252 and encodes 383 amino acids. The record is from RefSeq and is a predicted model, not a curated record. The transcript has 3 exons.
CGCGGGGUGCGUGCGCGGCGGGGGGUCCGCCGCCAACUGCGCGUACGUGCUCAGCGUGUUCGACCAGGCGGCCAAGGCCACCGCCGUGCUGCUCGCGCUCAUGGCCGUCGCCGUCGUCCUCGUCCUCGUCCUCGUGGUCCUGCGCCGCUGGAGGUCCGGCGUCGCGACGAACCCGUGGAGCAUCUGUGGCGCCGCGGCGUUGGCGCUGAACCCGGAGCUGAGGCGCUUGCUUAUCGGUGCUGGUGCUGGUGGUGGGAGUGGUAUUGGAGACGAGGCGGCGGGCGUGCCGAAGGGGAUGCUGGAGUCGGUGCUGGCGGAGCGGCGGUUCAAGCUGGGGUAUUUUUACGGCCCGAACGGGACGGUCGAGUACGGGAUCAUGCUCCAUGGGAAGCUGCCGAGGGGGAAUCGGGAGAGCUUCCUCUCGGACCAGUAUGAUGAUCUCAAGGACCCGCUGAACCAGCCUGCGCGCACGGAGCCGAAGCAGCACUUGCCGUUCCUGAUGCUCGGGAUUGCGGGACGCGUAGUGUUCUUGUUUCUGUUGUGCGGCCUUUUGGCUUUGAUACUGACGUACGCCAACACGGGGGGCAAAACGGCGUUUGAGGAUUUCAUGGACAGCGAGUCGUUUGGUGUGCGGUUCCUUUUUACCAGCGUCGGUGUCAUCAUCAGCUUUUUCUGGGCCGGGUUCUUUGGCAGCAUCGCAACCCUAAGCCCCUACCAACUCCUCGCCAAAUCGCCCCAAAAAGCUCACCGCUCGAUCCUCCUCGCGCCCCCCACCAACGCCUUCUCUGGCCUCUGGUCCGCGAUCCGCCGCCGCGACCUCUUCCUCGCCAUCGUCGCCUUCACCUCGAUCCUCUCCGAGUUCCUCACGGUGGCACUGAGCAACAUCCCCUUCCGCGUGACGCAGACCUUCCUCGCGCACACCGUGUGCAUGUGGCUCGCCGUGUCGAUCCUGUGCGUCAUGGUGCUCGUCGUGCUCGCCUCCUUCUUCCUCCUCGCCGCCUGGCCCCACAUGCCCGUCGACCCGGGCACCAUCGCGGGCGCCAUGUACUACGUCUGCGACUCGUGGAUGCUGGUCCGGAUGGAGGGCUUGAGCACGCUGAAGCGGAGGGAUCGGGAUUGGCGCGUUAAUCAGAUGGGGCUUAGGUACGAGUUUGGCGAGAUCAGGGGCGCGGACUCGGGCGUUGUGAGGGUGGGGGUGGAUGCGUCGACGGCGUCGAUGGCGGCGGCGAAGGGGACGAGUUGGGCGCUGUGAGUGAGUAAAGGACUGUAUAACUGUAUAGAUGUAGAUACCAUUUUCAUUUAAGCUGGGUAGCUUGCACAACAUAAUGUCAAAUAAUCAAACAUAUCCUGUGCUGUUAUGUUCGUCUUGGAAUAUUAGGUAGGCAUGCGACGUUACUAUCACGCACCUACCUGCCGCUCUAUAACCACACCCAGGUACCCGCCAGCCUUGAUCCCGAAACAUGAUCAGUACCUAGUACAUAGUUACCUAUGCUCGUUUCGCCUAAUACGAUACAAGGUGCCAUAAUACCUAAUAUUGAAACCUAUAUCCCAGGUACCUAUCUAACUAAAGCUCCUACAAGAACGAUGCCUCAGCAGGUGAGAUGCAAAAGCACCAUACCUUGUUCGAGCCCCCAAGGCGAGCUAGAGCGUCGUGCCUAGGUCCAGUCAG